CGGACGCGUUGGAAAAUGGCGGGGAAGUUGGAGUCUUUGCGCGGGGAGUCGCCACGAGCCGCCGAGGAGGCUGAAAGCGGGCAGGCCAAGUCUUCAAGGAGUACUGAAGAGCUGCUGGCAAUGGUGAUGAGACUGCAGAAAGGUCAUGUGUCUCCUUGUGUCUGAGUGUCGGCCUGGGGCUUCAAGCCAGACAGAUAGGGUUCAAACCCAGCCCCCUCCACUCACAAACUUGGGAAAUUAUCCCAUUGUCCUUUCUCCUUCUUAUACAAUUUAAUUCUUUGAAACAAAAAUACAGCUCCACAGUUCAAAAUUCAAGUUCACGGGAGGGAAAAACCUACCCCUCUGCACCCUCCACAUACACUUGCAUCCAGCAUCUAUUUCCUUGACCUAAGACAACUAUUUUUCAAUUCUCAACUAUCUUUGCAGAGAUUUAUUUUUUAAAAAGUACAUGUAUGGGUGUGUAUCCUCUGUCCUCCCUUUUUACAUACAAAUGACAAGUGGAGAUGCAGAUGGCCUUGUACCUUUCUUUGUUCUUGAGGGGACCUAGGGUCAGCUUGCAUCCAGGGCUGGGGCACUGCUGGCCAGGUUUGAGUAAGGACUCUCCGCCAACCAUCCUUAGCUUAAAAUGCUAUAAUCUAUUGGUCUGUUCCAGAUAAAAGGGAACCCCCCCUCCCUCCUGUGGCUGCAUGCAGAAGACGUGGGUUGGGACUGCUGCCUAAGCUAAAAUUAGGUAGAGAAAUUGCAGGAAUGGAAAUGCAUACUGACCCACCCUCACCAGCUCCCGUAAAAUGAAGACCCCCCCAGUUAUAAUCACUGCCAUGGAGAGUACUCACUCUCUUGGAAAGUCACAGAACUGGAGUUGGUGGCCUUGAAAAAUCUGCAUUAACUCCAAAGUGCCUGUGAAGUUGGGACUGAGACCCAGCAAGGGUUGGGCAGCUUUUUGCCCCAGUGCUGUGAUACUGUACCAACCUUGAAGCAAGAGAGGAAGGAGGAGGAAGGCUUCUCUAUACCAGACCUGAAACAGAGACUAUGAAAAGUUAGAGGUAACUCCCUAAAGGGACAGUGACCUCCCUGUCACUGAAGAACUUGGCAAGCUUCCGCCCACAACAUGAAAGCAGCAUUUUCUCUAUUUCUUGGAUGAAGUCAAUACCGGGGUCUAGGUUGACAGACGUGCGACCAGCUCUGCCUGGAUUUUGACAGAGUGGGGCAUGUCGAGGUUUCUGUUCACCCCACACUCAGAAUUACAUUGGAAGCCUCCACCUUGGCCCAGGAAGCCCGGGGUGAUCUCACUCCCCACGUUCCCACCUCCUGUCCUGCAGCUCUCCACUUGCUCGCUGGACUGAGCCACACCAGCCCCUCACCACCCCUUUGGGCACAUGCUUCAGUCUCACUUGUUCCCCCCCACACACUCUGCACCCCACAGAACCUCAGGGCCUGCUCCUCUUACCUGACUAGGAGCCUUUUACCUUUUGCUCCUCAACACCUUACCUCUCUGUAUUUAACUUGAUGGCCGUGACCGCCACCUGAAUUGAUUCAUGUAUCUUUGUUCAGUGUCCAUCUCCCCCACCCAGAAUGCAAACCUGGCAAGGAUCUCCAGAGCUUUGCACACCCAGGUGCUCAGUAUAUGCCUGUUAACUGAUAGCAGCAGAGACACAGGGCCAGCACCUACUCCCUUCAUCUGCCUUGGUCAGCCAGGUGUCUGUCAUCUUAGCUCAUUCUUUCUUUGUUUCUUUCUUCAGAGGGAAGUCUGGAGCCACAGAUCGAGGACCUGAUUAACCGGAUUAAUGAACUUCAGCAAGAAGAAAUCUGGUGAAGAACUGGGAGAGACCCGUGCUCUCUGGGAGGCCCUGCGUAGGGAGUUAGACUCAUUGAAUGAAGAGAAAGUUCACCUAGAGGAAGUCUUGAGCAAAAAGAAAGAGGCACUGAAGAUCCUCCAGUUGCAAGAGAAGAAAAGUGAGGCUCAGAGGUUGGAUGUUGAAGAAGCACUGGAGGAUGUGAUGGGCCAGCACAAGGACCUCUGGGAAUUCCACAUGUUGCAGCAGCGACUGGCCCGAGAGAUCCGAGCCCUGGAGAGGAGCAAGGAGCAGCUGCAGGCAGAGAGGAAGCUGGUGAGCACCAAGCUGCAGGUGGUGGAGCGGAAGCUGCGCUCACCGCCCCAGGUCGAGGGCUCCGGGGCAGUGAACGAGGGCCCUCCUGGACUUUCUCUUCUUCCUCCUUUGCCCCUUCUCCGUAGGCUGAAGGCGGGGCUAGGGAAAUUCGGGGAGCAAGUCUGGAGCGCCCCAGAGGCCGGGGCUGGCAGAGGAGAGCUCCCGCAGGCAGAGCCUGAGGUCCCAGGAGCCUGCGAGGAGGAGAACCUGCGGCCGCCAGCGGGUGACCCUGACACCCACUAGGCCUAUAGGACCCGCCUCCUCAAGGCCUUCCCUCAAAUUCUGCCAAGAAAUAAAGGCGUUGAUUUCUUACUGUC
Molecule: messenger RNA, 2464 nt
Organism: Nycticebus coucang (slow loris)
Lineage: Eukaryota; Metazoa; Chordata; Mammalia; Primates; Lorisidae
Gene: SYCE1L
Product: synaptonemal complex central element protein 1 like
Exons: 10
Coding region: 1785-2390 (201 amino acids)
Biological process (GO): synaptonemal complex assembly
Cellular component (GO): synaptonemal complex
Source: RefSeq, a predicted model, not a curated record